Molecule: messenger RNA, 12372 nt
Organism: Striga hermonthica
Lineage: Eukaryota; Viridiplantae; Streptophyta; Magnoliopsida; Lamiales; Orobanchaceae
Source: the annotation of a GenBank genome assembly
AUGAGCCCCGUUCAGAAUUUCGAGCAACACUCUCGGCACUUGAUCGAACCAGAUAUCUCAAUUCAAACUAGACUGCAAAUGGCUAUGGAGGUACGGGACAGUUUGGAGAUAUGCCACACGGGAGAGUAUUUGAACUUCUUGAAGUGCUAUUUUCGUGCAUUUUCAGCUAUUUUACACCACAUUACCAAGCCCCAGUUUGCUGAUAAUCCCGAGCACAAGCUGCGCAAUAUUAUAAUUGAAAUUCUUAACCGCCUACCACACAGUGAAGUUCUUAGGCCUUUCGUCCAGGAGCUUCUCAAAGUAGCGAUGCACGUACUCACUACAGACAAUGAGGAAAACGGACUAAUCUGCAUUAGGAUUAUUUUUGACUUGCUGAGGAACUUCAGGCCUAGUUUAGAGACUGAAGUCCAGCCAUUUCUGGAUUUUGUCUGCAAAAUUUACCAGAAUUUUAGGGCAACUGCUAGUUACUUCUUUGAGAGUGGGGCCAUGAUGGCACCACCACCAGCCCUACCGUCCACCUCUGGCUCCAUUGGGUCAUCAUUGAGUGGUGAUGAUGUGAAGCCUACUGAAAUUUCUGAUCAAGUGGGUCCGUCGGGUAGCUAUGCCGGGCCUACUGGACAGCUCAAUCCCAGUACAAGGUCAUUUAAAGUUGUUACAGAGAGUCCGCUCGUUGUUAUGUUUCUAUUUCAAUUGUAUGGGCGUCUCGUUCAGACUAAUAUCCCACACCUAUUGCCAUUGAUGGUGGCAGCAAUCUCAGUCCCAGGUCCAGAGAAGGUCCCACCCCAUCUAAAGGCUCAUUUUAUUGAGCUGAAGGGCGCACAAGUUAAGACGGUUUCUUUCUUAACUUACCUGCUGAAGAGCUUUACUGAUUACAUAAAACAACAUGAGGAAAGCAUAUGUAAAAGCAUUGUGAAUCUGCUUGUCACGUGCUCUGACUCGGUUUCAAUUCGGAAGGAACUAUUGGUAGCUCUGAAGCAUGUUCUUGGCACGGACUUCAAACGUGGUUUAUUUCCAUUGAUUGAUACACUUUUGGAUGAGAGGGUCCUUGUUGGCACUGGUCGUGCAUGCUUUGAGACAUUGAGGCCAUUGGCCUACAGUCUUCUGGCAGAGAUAGUCCACCAUGUCAGAGGAGAUCUUUCUUUGUCUCAGUUGUCACGAAUUAUUUACCUGUUCUCAAGCAAUAUGCACGACGCCUCAUUGUCCUUGAGCAUUCACACUACUUGUGCGCGUUUGAUGUUGAAUCUGGUGGAGCCAAUAUUUGAGAAAGGAGUAGAUCAGGUGUCAAUGGAUGAAGCAAGGAUUUUGCUGGGUCGUAUAUUGGAUGCUUUUGUUGGGAAGUUUAACACUUUCAAGCGCACUAUUCCUCAGCUGUUGGAAGAGGGUGAGGAGGGGAAGAGUCGGUCUACAUUGAGGUCAAAACUUGAAGUUCCAGUACAGGCAGUUCUUAACUUGCCAAUAUCUGUUGAGCAUUCCAAGGAAGUCAAUGAUUGCAAGCAUCUGAUAAAGACAUUAGUGUUGGGAAUGAAGACUAUUAUAUGGAGCAUAACACAUGCACACAUACCGCGGUCACAGGUUUCACCUUCCACGCAUGGGAACCCUCAGCAGGUGCUUGCAUCGACAUCAUCAGGUUCUUCCAUACCACAACCUUUCAAAGGGAUGAGAGAAGAUGAGGUUUGCAGAGCCUCGGGUGUUUUAAAGAGUGGUGUGCAUUGCUUAGCAUUGUUUAAGGAGAAAGAUGAAGAGAGAGAAAUGAUCCAUCUAUUUUCCAAUAUUUUGGCCAUCAUGGAGCCAAGGGACUUAAUGGACAUGUUCUCGUUGUGCAUGCCAGAGCUAUUUGAGUGCAUGAUUUUGAACAGCCAGCUCGUCCACAUCUUUUCUGCUCUUCUGCAUGCGCCCAAAGUUUUUCGUCCUUUUGCUGAUGUGCUGGUUAAUUUUCUUGUGAGCAGCAAACUUGACGUUCUUAAGCAUCCCGAUUCUCCUGCUGCAAAACUAGUUUUGCAUCUCUUCCGCUUUCUAUUCAGUGCAGUUGCAAAGGCUCCAUCAGAUUGUGAGCGCAUACUUCAACCACAUGUUUCUGUAAUCAUGGAAACAUGCAUGAAAACUGCGACAGAGGUUGAGAGACCAAUUGCUUAUUUGCAACUUCUUCGGACAAUGUUCCGUGCACUUGCAGGAGGUAAAUUUGAGCUUUUGUUUCGUGACCUGAUUCCUAUGCUGCAACCAUGUUUAAAUAUGUUGUUGGUUAUGCUUGAGGGGCCUACUGUUGAAGAUAUGCGAGAGCUUUUGUUGGAGCUCUGUUUAACUUUGCCUGCACGGUUAAGCUCUCUGUUGCCUCAUCUUCCUCGUCUAAUGAAGCCUCUUGUUAUGUGCCUCAAGGGAACUGAUGACCUCAUUAAUCUUGGUUUAAGAACACUUGAAUUUUGGAUUGAUAGCUUGAACCCUGACUUUCUAGAACCAAGUAUGGCAAACGUGAUGUCUGAGGUGAUUUUGGCAUUAUGGUCUCAUUUAAGACCUGCACCUUAUCCUUGGGGCGGAAAGUCAUUGCAACUUCUUGGGAAAUUAGGUGGUCGUAAUAGGCGUUUCCUUAAGGAUCCUCUUGCUCUUGAAUGCAAGGAAAAUCCGGAGCAUGGCCUUAGAUUGAUUCUUACCUUUGAGCCAUCUACCCCGUUUUUGGUUCCACUAGAUCGCUGUAUUAAUCUUGCUGUAGCUGCUGUCAUGCAGAAGAAUAGCUGCGUGGAUAUCUUCUAUCGGAAGCAAGCUCUUAAAUUUCUUCGUGUAUGCUUGUCAUCUCAGCUAAAUUUACCUGGGCUUGUUAAUGACGAAGGAUCAACAUCUAGGCAUCUGUCAACUUGUCUGGGUUCUUCAGUUGAUCCAUCCUGGAGAAGGUCUGAUACGUCUGAUCUAAAGGCUGACUUAGGUGUCAAGACAAAGACUCAACUUAUGGCUGAGAAAUCCGUGUUUAAGAUUCUAUUGAUGACAAUAAUUGCUGCAAGUGCAGAAUCUGAGUUAAAUGAACCCAAAGAUGAAUAUGUGGGCCAUGUAUGUCGCCACUUCGCUAUUAUUUUUCAUGUUGAGAGUCCAGCUGUGCAGGGCUCGAUUUCCUCCGCAUCAGUAGGUGGCCCCAUGCAUUCGUCAAACAUUACUGUGACUUCAAGGUUGAGGCUUAAUACUUCUUUGAAAGAGUUGGAUCCAUUGAUCUUUUUGGACGCGUUGGUAGAAGUACUGGCAGAUGAAAAUAGACUGCACGCCAAAGCUUCGUUGAGUGCAUUGAAUAUGUUUGCUGAGACACUUUUGUUCCUUGCUAACUCCAAAUACUCUGAUGUUAUGAUGUCAAGAGGAGGUCCUAGCACUCCUAUGAUUGUGUCAAGCCCCUCAAUGAGCCCUGUAUAUUCACCUCCUCCAAGUGUUCGGGUUCCUUGUUUUGAACAACUUUUGCCCCGACUUCUACAUUGCUGUUAUGGAUCUACCUGGCAAGCACAGAUGGGAGGUGUUAUGGGGCUUGGUGCAUUGGUUGGAAAAAUCACUGUUGAAGUUUUAUGUCUCUUUCAAGUACGCAUAGUUCGGGGUCUGGUCUAUGUUCUUAAAAGACUCCCUGCAUAUGCAACUAAAGAACAGGAAGAGACAAGUCAAGUGCUUACUCAAGUUCUACGAGUGGUGAAUAACGUUGAUGAAGCAAACAGCGAAGCUCGUCGGCAGAGUUUUCAAGCCGUUGUUGAAUUUUUGGCUUCAGAAUUAUUUAAUGCUAACUCUUCUAUAAAUGUGAGAAAAGUUGUGCAGUCUUCUUUAGCACUUUUGGCAAGUAGGACUGGGAGUGAGGUUUCUGAAUUACUUGAACCUUUGCACCUGCCUUUGCUGCAGCCUCUUAUCAUACGGCCACUGCGUUCUAAGACUGUGGAUCAACAGGUUGGCACCGUUACUUCUCUGAAUUUCUGCCUCGCUCUCAGGCCUCCGCUUCUUAAGUUAACACCAGAACUCAUUAAUUUUUUGCAAGAAGCUUUGCAAAUAGCUGAGGCCGAUGAAUCAGUGUGGGUUGUGAAAUUUAUGAAUCCAAAAGCGGCCGCAUCUCUGAACAAACUCAGAACUGCUUGCAUUGAACUCUUGUGCACUGCCAUGGCAUGGGCAGACUUUAAAACUCAAAAUCACUCCGACUUGCGAGCAAAAAUAAUUUCCAUGUUCUUCAAGUCUUUGACAAGCAGAAGUCUCGAAAUUGUAGCUGUUGCCAAGGAAGGGCUACGCCAGGUUAUUUUACAACAAAGGAUGCCAAAAGAACUUCUACAGAACAGCUUGAGGCCUAUAUUAGUUAAUUUGGCGCACACCAAAAAUCUCAGCAUGCCUCUUUUGCAAGGUCUUGCUCGCCUGCUUGAACUUCUAUCCAAUUGGUUCAAUGUUACCUUAGGUGGUAAGUUGUUGGAGCAUCUCAAGAAAUGGCUGGAGCCAGACAAACUUGCACUGUGCCAGAAGUCUUGGAAGGCUGGUGAAGAACCCAAAAUAGCUGCUGCUAUUAUCGAGCUCUUCCACCUGCUUCCUUCUGCGGCUGGGAAGUUUCUUGAUGAUCUUGUAACUUUAACUAUUGAUUUGGAAGCUGCUCUUCCACCUGGUCAAUUUUAUAGUGAGAUCAACAGUCCAUAUCGCUUGCCGCUUACUAAGUUUCUAAAUCGAUAUCCUACAGCUGCUGUUGAUUAUUUUCUUACUCGAUUAUGUCAACCUAAGUAUUUCAGGAGGUUUAUGUAUAUAAUACGAUCAGAUGCUGGUCAACCGUUGAGAGAGGAACUUGCAAAGUCCCCAGAAAAGAUAAUAGCUAGUGCGUUUCCGAAUUUUUUGCAAAAAUCUGAGGUGUUUCAGGGAACUUCCACCGCACCACUAGCUUCUUUGAUUGGUGAUGAAAGUCUUGUUACACCAAAAUCUGAAGAAUCAGCUCAAUUAGUUACCACCUCUGGUGCAACAUCAGAUGCGUAUUUUCAGGGUCUUGCUCUGGUUAAAACCCUCGUUAAGUUGAUGCCAUGCUGGUUGCAAAGCAACCGUGUUGUGUUUGAUACAUUGGUGCUGUUGUGGAAGUCCCCAGCUCGAAUAUCUCGUUUACAAAAUGAGCAGGAAUUGAACUUAAUGCAGGUAAAAGAAAGCAAGUGGUUAGUAAAGUGUUUCCUGAACUACUUGCGUCAUGACAAAAUGGAGGUUAAUGUAUUGUUUGAUAUUCUCGCCAUAUUUCUGUACCGGACUCGCAUAGACUUUACUUUCUUAAAGGAGUUCUACAUCAUUGAGGUUGCUGAGGGUUAUCCACCCAACUUGAAGAAAACACUGUUGCUUCAUUUUCUGAACCUUUUUCAGUUGAAACAAUUAAGCCAUGAGCAUAUGGUUAUUGUAAUGCAAAUGCUCAUUCUUCCGAUGUUAGCUCAUGCUUUGCAAAAUGGUCAAACUUGGGAAGUCAUUGAUGCAGCCACAAUCAAGACUAUAGUUGACAAAUUACUUGAUCCCCCGGAAGAGAUAUCUGCGGAUUAUGAUGAGGCCCUGAGGAUUGAGCUUCUGCAGCUUGCCACUCUGCUUCUCAAACAUCUUCAGAGUGACCUUGUUCAUCAUCGGAAGGAACUUAUUAAAUUUGGUUGGAAUCAUCUAAAGCGUGAAGAUAGUGCUAGUAAGCAGUGGGCAUUUGUGAAUGUCUGCCACUUUUUGGAGGCGUACCAAGCUCCAGAGAAAAUCAUAUUACAGGUGUUUGUUGCACUUCUGAGGACUUGCCAGCCAGAGAAUAAAAUGUUGGUGAAACAAGCCCUUGACAUACUUAUGCCGGCACUGCCACGAAGAUUGCCACUUGGUGAUUCACGGAUGCCUAUAUGGAUACGUUAUACUAAGAAAAUUUUAGUCGAAGAAGGUCACUCCAUCCCUAAUCUUAUUCAUAUUUUCCAGCUAAUUGUCCGCCAUUCAGAUCUAUUUUACAGCUGUAGGGCACAAUUUGUCCCUCAAAUGGUAAAUUCUCUUAGUCGCCUUGGGCUGCCGUAUAACACUACACCAGAAAAUAGGCGCCUUGCUAUUGAACUUGCUGGAUUGGUUGUUAACUGGGAAAAACAAAGGCAAAGUGACCUGAAGAAAGGUGCAAGUAGUGAUGGCACCUGUCAGGUUACUGAUGGAUCAAAUUUUACUUCUGUAGUGGAUCCUAAGCUUUCUGUUGAUGGAUCUUCAUUUUCUGAUGAUCCAACAAAGAGAAUAAAGGUUGAACCUGGUUUGCAAUCUUUGUGUGUCAUGUCCCCUGGAGGUGCCUCUUCAAUUUCUAGCAUUGAAACUCCUGGAUCUGCUGGACCACCUGAUGAGGAGUUCAAGCCUAAUGCUGCUAUGGAAGAAAUGAUCAUUAAUUUUCUUAUACGAGUUGCUCUAGUUAUAGAACCUAAAGAUAAGGAGGCAAGUCUCAUGUACAAGCAAGCUCUGGAACUUCUAUCGCAAGCUUUGGAAGUGUGGUCCAGUGCUAAUGUCAAAUUCAAUUAUUUGGAGAAGCUGCUAAGCAGUACUCCAUCAUCUCAAUCGAAGGACCCAUCUACUGCUUUAUCCCAGGGUUUAGAUGUAAUGAAUAAGGUUUUGGAAAAGCAACCACAUUUGUUUGUAAGAAACAAUAUCAGCCAGAUAUCCCAGAUUCUGGAACCAUGCUUCAAGUUCAAAAUGCUUGAUGCUGGAAAUUCAUUAUGCUCCCUGUUGAAAAUGGUUUCUACUGCAUUUCCUCCUGAAGCAGUGAACACACCGCAAGAGGUUAAGAUGUUGUAUCAGAAAGUGGAGGAGCUAGUACAAAAACACCUUGCUGUGGUGGCAGGACCUCAAGCAUCCGGAGAAGAUAAUUCUUCUAGCAUGAUUAGUUUUGUGCUGUAUGUCAUUAAAUCUUUGGCGGAGGUACAUAAAAACCUCAUUGAACCAUUUAAUUUGGUUCGUGUCCUCCAGCGCCUUGCACGAGAUAUGGGAUUAUCUAGCAGCACUACUACAAGACAAAUCCAGAGAUCAGACCCAGACUCUGCAGUCACUUCUUCUCGCCAGGCUGCUGAUUUUGGGGUUGUCAUUGCCAAUUUAAAAUCAGUGUUGAAACUUAUCACAGGACGAGUGAUGAUCAUACCUGAUUGCAAAAGAUCUGUGAUUCAAAUUCUGAAUUCGUUGUUAUCUGAAAAGGGUACUGAUCCUUCUGUGCUGCUUUGCAUUCUUGAUUUAAUCAAGGGUUGGGUAGAAGACGAUUUUGGUAAACCUGGAACACCUGUUGCACCUAGUACUUUUAUCACUUUGAAGGAAGUGGUUUCAUUUCUCCAGAAGCUUUCACAAGUGGAUAAGCAGAACUUUUCUCUUAGCGCUGCAGAAGAAUGGGACCAGAAGUAUCUUGAGCUUCUUUAUGGACUUUGUGCUGACACAAAUAAGUACCCUCUUUCUCUACGUCAAGAAGUGUUUCUGAAAGUGGAGAGACAUUAUUUGCUGGGCUUACGUGCAAAAGAUCCUGAAAUGAGGAGGAAGUUUUUUGCUCUUUAUCAUGAGUCUCUUGGAAAAACAUUGUUUACUAGGCUGCAGUAUAUUAUUCAAACUCAGGAUUGGGAGGCUUUAAGUGAUGUCUUUUGGCUAAAGCAAGGGCUUGAUCUCCUUUUGGCUAUAUUAGUUGAGGACAAACCCAUAACACUGGCUCCAAACUCAGCAAAGAUCUCAUCGGUUUUGGUGUCAAAUGCUAUUCCUGAUAGUACAGGACCGCAGCCAAUGGCUACUGAUGUUCCGGAAGGCUCAGAGGAAGCUCCUUUAACACUUGAUACCCUUGUCUUUAAGCAUGCCCAUUUUCUUAAUGAAAUGAGCAAACUUAAGGUUGCUGAUCUUAUUAUCCCACUAAGAGAACUUGCCCAUACAGAUGCAAAUGUUGCAUAUCAUUUGUGGGUUUUGGUGUUUCCCAUUGUUUGGGUGACCUUGCAUAAGGAAGAGCAGGUGGCACUCGCUAAGCCCAUGAUAGCUCUCUUGUCACAAGAUUAUCACAAGAAGCAGCAAGCACAUCGCCCAAAUGUUGUGCAGGCGCUUUUAGAGGGGCUUCAAUUAAGUCAUCCACAACCACGGAUGCCCAGUGAACUAAUCAAAUACAUAGGAAAGACAUAUAAUGCGUGGCACAUUGCGCUAGGACUGCUUGAAAGUCAUGUAAUGUUGUUUUUGAAUGACACGAAGUGUUCAGAGUCUCUGGCUGAGCUGUAUCGUUUGCUCAAUGAGGAAGAUAUGAGGUGUGGUUUGUGGAUAAAACGGUCAAUUACUGCAGAAACUAGGUCUGGUCUUUCACUUGUUCAACAUGGUUAUUGGCAAAGGGCACAAAGCCUUUUCUACCAAGCCAUGGUGAAGGCAACCCAGGGCACUUACAAUAAUACUGUACCGAAAGCAGAGAUGUGCCUUUGGGAGGAGCAGUGGCUCCAUUGUGCUACUCAACUUAGUCAAUGGGAUGCUCUGUCUGAAUUUGGAAAACUUAUUGAAAAUUAUGAAAUACUACUUGAUAGUCUCUGGAAACAGCCGGAUUGGGUGUAUUUGAAAGAUCAAGUUAUACCGAAGGCUCAAUUAGAAGAAACCCCAAAACUUCGUAUUAUUCAGGCAUAUUUUGCGCUUCAUGAGAAGAAUACCAAUGGGGUUCCGGAGGCUGAAAACAUAGUGGGGAAAGGUGUUGAACUUGCUUUGGAACAGUGGUGGCAAUUGCCUGAAAUGUCCAUACAUGCCAGAAUACCUCUUCUGCAGCAAUUUCAGCAAUUAGUCGAAGUCCAAGAAUCUGCUAGAAUUAUUGUGGAUAUUGCAAAUGGGAGCAAACUUUCUGGUAAUUCUGUUGGUGUGCAUGGUGGCUUAUAUGCAGAUCUCAAGGAUAUUCUUGAGACUUGGAGAUUGAGAACACCGAAUGAAUGGGAUAGCAUGUCUGUUUGGUAUGAUUUGCUACAGUGGAGGAAUGAAAUGUACAAUGCAGUUAUAGAUGCAUUCAAGGAUUUUGCGAACACAAAUUCACAGCUGCAUCAUCUGGGUUACCGAGACAAGGCAUGGAAUGUCAAUAAGCUUGCCCACAUUGCUCGUAAGCAUGGCUUAUAUGACGUUUGUGUUUCUAUUCUGGAAAAGAUGUAUGGUCACUCCACAAUGGAAGUUCAGGAGGCAUUUGUCAAAAUAAGAGAACAAGCAAAAGCAUACUUGGAGAUGAAGGGGGAGCUAACCAGUGGUCUUAAUUUGAUUAACAGUACUAAUCUGGAGUAUUUUCCUGUUAAGCACAAGGCUGAGAUUUAUCGCCUGAAGGGUGAUUUUCUGCUGAAGCUAAGUGACUGUGAAGGCGCAAACCUUGCAUAUUCGAAUGCGAUCACCCUCUUCAAGAACUUGCCUAAAGGUUGGAUCAGUUGGGGAACUUAUUGUGACAUGGCCUACAGGGAAACUCAUGAAGAGGUUUGGUUAGAAUAUGCAGUAAGCUGCUUCCUUCAGGGCAUCAAAUUUGGAAUUCCAAACUCGAGAAGCCACCUAGCCCGAGUUCUAUAUCUUCUCAGCUUCGAUACUCCCAAUGAACCUGUGGGUAGGGCAUUUGAUAAGUACUUGGACCAAAUACCUCACUGGGUCUGGCUGUCUUGGAUCCCCCAGCUACUGUUAUCCUUACAAAGGACUGAAGCUCCUCAUUGCAAACUUGUUUUGCUUAAAGUUGCAACAGUGUAUCCUCAGGCAUUGUAUUACUGGCUUCGAACUUAUCUUCUAGAACGGCGUGAUGUUGCGAAUAAGUCUGAGUUUGGUAGAAUGGCAAUGGCCCAGCAAAGAAUGCAGCAAAAUGUCUCGGGUGCUGGGGCAGCUGUCUCUAUGGGCUUGACCGAUGGAAGUGCGAGGGGGGCUAGUCAGGGUGGGUCCACAUUGGUCUCGGAAAAUCAACUUCAUCACGGUAUUCAAUCUGCCGGAGGUCUUGGGUCCCACGAUGGGAGUGUCUCUCAGGGGCAGGAAACUGAAAGGCCGGGUGCUGCUGAAAGUAGCAUGCCUUCUGGAAGUGACCAACAAUUGCAUCAAAGUUCAUCCAACAAUGAGGGAGGUCAGAAUGCAGUGCGCCGAAACAGUGACAUGGGAAUGGUAGUCUCAGCUGCCAGCGCUUUUGAAGCCGCAAAAGACAUAAUGGAAACUCUUAGGAGCAAACACACUAAUCUGGCUAGUGAACUUGAGAUUCUUCUCACAGAAAUUGGCUCGAGAUUUGUCACUUUGCCUGAGGAGAGAUUGCUAGCUGUAGUAAACGCCCUGCUUCAUCGUUGUUAUAAGUACCCAACAGCAACUACAGCGGAAGUUCCCCAGUCUCUCAAGAAAGAGCUCUCGGGGGUUUGCAGAGCUUGCUUCUCGGCAGAUGCCGUGAACAAGCAUGUUGAAUUUGUGAGGGAGUACAAGCAGGAAUUUGAGCGCGACCUUGAUCCAGAAAGCAAUGCAACUUUUCCAGUUACCCUUGCAGAUCUAACUGCAAGGUUGAAGCACUGGAAGAAUAUUCUCCAGAGCAAUGUUGAGGAUCGUUUUCCAGCUGUUUUGAAGUUGGAGGAUGAGAGCAGGGUAUUACGGGACUUCCAUGUUGUUGAUGUGGAGGUUCCUGGGCAAUAUUUUACCGAUCAGGAAGUCGCACCGGAUCAUACAAUUAAGUUGGAUAGGGUAGGAGCUGAUAUCCCUAUUGUGAGAAGGCAUGGUAGCAGUUUCCGCCGUUUGACUCUGAUGGGAUCUGAUGGCUCUCAGCGUCAUUUUAUAGUUCAGACAUCAUUGACUCCAAAUGCUAGAAGUGAUGAAAGAAUGUUGCAACUCUUUCGUAUAAUGAACUGGAUGUUUGAUAAGCACAAGGAAUCCAGGCGUCGUCACAUUUGCAUCCACACCCCGAUUAUUAUUCCUGUAUGGUCUCAGGUCCGUAUGGUUGAAGAUGAUCUCAUGUACAGCACCUUCCUGGAGGUAUAUGAGAACCACUGUGCAAGAAAUGACCGAGAAGCAGACCUGCCGAUUACUUACUUCAAAGAGCAACUGAACCAGGCCAUUUGCGGUCAGAUAUCUCCCGAGGCUGUGGUGGAUCUUCGCUUGCAGGCAUACAAUGAUAUCACGAAAAACAUUGUGACAGAGAGCAUUUUCUCACAGUUCAUGUACAAGACCUUGUUGAACGGAAACCACACAUGGGCCUUCAAGAAGCAAUUCGCCGUCCAGCUGGCGCUCUCUAGCUUCAUGUCCUUCAUGCUGCAAAUUGGGGGAAGGUCCCCCAACAAGAUCCUGUUCGCCAAGAACACAGGAAGAAUAUUCCAGACUGACUUCCAUCCCACUUACGAUUCGAAUGGGAUGAUUGAGUUUAAUGAGCCCGUGCCUUUCCGGCUGACGAGGAACCUACAGGCAUUUUUCUCUCACUUUGGUGUGGAGGGUCUGAUUGUCUCGGCAAUGUGUGCAGCCGCACAGGCUGUGGUUGCACCCAAGCAAAGUCAUCAUCUGUGGCAUCAUCUGGCCAUGUUCUUUCGUGAUGAGCUAAUAUCUUGGUCAUGGAGAAGGCCACCCGGGAUGCCUCUGGCCCCCAUAGGAGGCUGUAUUUUGAACAAUGCGGACCUCAAACAGAAAGUGAACACAAAUGUCGAGCAAGUCAUUGGCCGCAUCAGUGGGAUAGCUCCACAGUACAUUUCUGAAGAGGAGGAAAAUGGUGUGGACCCACCACAGUCGGUGCAGAAGGGUGUUGCGGAGCUGGUGGAGGCUGCUCUCACCCCCAGAAACUUGUGCAUGAUGGAUCCUACGUGGCACCCUUGUGCCGGGCUGGCGUAUUCCUCGUCACAUACUGGGUCAACAACCGCACCUCAACCGCCGAAUUCGUACUCCAAAACCUUCAAGUCUGGGCUAACCCAACGCCGACCUCAACCUGGGACUGACGACAAGUCGUGGGACAGACCUCGGUCGUCGGGGCCGACCUCGCGAGCCAAGCGCCGGUCUCAGUCCGGGACCCACAUCGAGCCGUCGAACAGCCGACCCAAACAUCGUGUCGUCGGGGCUGACCUCGCAACAGGACCGACAUCAAGCUGCCAAGCUAAUUUCACAUUCUCUCCGCCUCCGGGCAACAAAGACAGCACAGAAUCUUACCUCGCCGCCUCACGGCUGCCCGAAAUUGUCCAACGCCAACCUCGAAUUUCAGGCCGGUACCCCACCACAAACCGACCACUAGUCAACACCGACGUCACCGCCGAGCUUCACAACUCCGUUCGGCGCCCGACCACAACUCGUGCCCGACCUAACUUCAGGUCGGCACCGCAGCACAAACAUGAAACGUCGGGCCAACACCACAGCCGCGCCGCUGACCUCGCGGAUGCCGAACCGCCUAGCCUCCGGUACCGCCCUCAAACCCGGACGCCGAUCUCCCGUUGCCGUCCUCAGAUCCCGACGUCGGACCAACGCAGAGAUGGGAAUUAA